Molecule: messenger RNA, 1883 nt
Organism: Thlaspi arvense
Lineage: Eukaryota; Viridiplantae; Streptophyta; Magnoliopsida; Brassicales; Brassicaceae
Source: the annotation of a GenBank genome assembly
ACCGUCGGAUCUAUUUUAACCUGAUCGAACGGUCAGAAACACCUCUAGAAACUAGAACAUUCUCGAAACAUCUUUAGUCUUUAGCAUUUAUAUAAAGCUAUAAACCCAAAACUUGAACGUUCAUCCUUCAUCACUAAAUCUGAUAUUCUCUGCUCAAAGCUUUUCGUCUAUCUUUUUCACUAAAAGCUCUUCUCUGCUAGUUUGAUUUGAUAAUGGCGGGUAGAGGAGAAGGUCCAGCGAUCGGAAUCGAUCUCGGUACAACCUACUCUUGCGUCGGAGUAUGGCAACACGACCGUGUCGAGAUCAUAGCUAAUGAUCAAGGCAACCGAACGACGCCGUCUUACGUCGCCUUCACCGACUCCGAGAGGUUAAUCGGUGAUGCAGCCAAGAAUCAGGUCGCCAUGAACCCAGUUAACACCGUCUUCGCCACAAAGGACGCCGGUGUGAUCGCUGGCUUGAACGUUUUGCGUAUCAUCAACGAGCCAACCGCAGCAGCCAUCGCUUACGGCCUUGAUAAGAAGGCGACGAGCGUUGGAGAGAAGAACGUUUUGAUCUUUGAUCUUGGUGGUGGUACUUUCGAUGUCUCUCUUCUCACCAUCGAAGAAGGUAUCUUUGAAGUGAAGUCUACUGCUGGAGACACUCAUCUUGGUGGUGAGGACUUUGACAACAGAAUGGUUAAUCACUUUGUUCAAGAGUUUAAGAGGAAGAACAAGAAGGAUAUUAGCGGUAACCCGAGAGCUCUUAGGAGGUUGAGAACGGCUUGUGAGAGAGCAAAGCGGACUCUUUCAUCCACCGCGCAAACCACUAUUGAGAUUGACUCUCUCUUUGAAGGAAUCGACUUUUAUUCUCCGAUCACUCGCGCAAGAUUUGAGGAGCUUAACAUGGAUCUCUUUAGAAAGUGUAUGGAGCCUGUUGAGAAGUGUCUCCGUGAUGCUAAAAUGGACAAGAGCACGGUUCAUGAUGUUGUUCUUGUUGGUGGUUCUACGCGUAUCCCUAAAGUUCAGCAGCUUCUACAAGAUUUCUUCAAUGGUAAAGAGCUCUGCAAGUCUAUUAACCCCGACGAGGCCGUGGCUUACGGUGCAGCGGUUCAGGCCGCGAUUCUGACUGGUGAAGGGAACGAGAAGGUGCAAGACCUUCUCUUGCUUGAUGUCACACCUCUCUCUCUCGGUCUUGAAACAGCAGGUGGAGUUAUGACCACUUUGAUACAGAGGAACACAACGAUACCGACCAAGAAGGAACAGGUCUUCUCUACUUACUCUGACAAUCAACCAGGUGUUUUGAUCCAAGUGUACGAAGGUGAGAGAGCAAGAACCAAAGACAACAACCUUUUGGGAAAGUUCGAGCUCUCCGGUAUCCCUCCGGCUCCACGUGGCGUCCCUCAGAUCACGGUCUGUUUCGACAUUGAUGCAAACGGUAUCCUCAAUGUCUCCGCCGAGGACAAGACCACGGGGCAGAAGAACAAGAUUACAAUCACUAACGACAAAGGUCGUUUGUCUAAAGACGAGAUUGAGAAGAUGGUGCAAGAAGCUGAGAAGUACAAGUCUGAAGAUGAAGAGCAUAAGAAGAAGGUUGAGGCCAAGAACGCUCUUGAGAACUACGCUUACAACAUGAGGAACACGCUCCGUGAUGAGAAGAUUGGUGAGAAGCUUCCUGCUGAAGACAAGAAGAAGAUUGAAGAUUCGAUUGAGGAAGCGAUCCAGUGGCUUGAUGGGAACCAAUUGGCUGAAACGGAAGAGUUUGAAGAUAAGAUGAAAGAGCUGGAGAGUGUUUGCAGUCCGAUCAUCGCUAAGAUGUAUCAAGGAGGAGCUGGUGGUUUUGCUGCCGAUGAUGAAGCUCCUCCUUCUUCCGGCGGUGCUGGCCCCAAAAUCGAAGAAGUCGACUAA